Messenger RNA from Haliaeetus leucocephalus (bald eagle), 1749 nucleotides. RefSeq names its product pre-mRNA 3'-end-processing factor FIP1-like. Lineage: Eukaryota; Metazoa; Chordata; Aves; Accipitriformes; Accipitridae. The transcript is spliced from 16 exons. Gene Ontology annotation, molecular function: RNA binding. Gene Ontology annotation, cellular component: mRNA cleavage and polyadenylation specificity factor complex. The record is from RefSeq and is a predicted model, not a curated record. Bases 1 to 1656 code for a protein of 551 amino acids.
AUGCGUUCCCCGCCGCGCCGUCCUCCGCCGCGGCGGGUCUCUCGGGGCCCGGCUCCUUUUUAUGACACCGCUGGUAAGCAAGAAGAUGGACCAAUUUCUGGGCACGCAGAAUCUUCUCAUCCUUUGCAAGAUGCUCCUCAGGAGAACCGGCCUGUCAGCAAUGAAGACCGAGAGAUGUCGCAACAUGCCCUUCCAAGUGGUGAAGAUGAUGAAGAUGACAGUGAUAGUGACAGUGAUGAUGAUGACGUGAAAGUUACUAUUGGCAACAUUAAAACAGGAGCACCAUCGUACAUGGGAACUCCUAUGAAUCUAAACUUAAAAACGGGUAGAGGCUAUGGAGCAUCUGCUUCAGCCAAGUUGCAGCCCAAAGGUAUUGACUUGGAUGCUGCAGGGAAUAUAAAUGGAUUGCCUGUUAUAGAAGUGGAUUUAGAUUCAUUUGAAGACAAACCGUGGAGGAAACCAGGUGCUGAUCUUUCUGAUUACUUUAAUUACGGAUUCAAUGAAGAAACAUGGAAAGCUUAUUGUGAAAAGCAGCGACGGCUUCAGCUUGGACUGGAUCCUGCUCCUCCCAUCAGCACUGAAAAUAAGAUCACAGUUCAGCAAGGAAGAACAGGAAAUGCUGAAAAAGAAGUGGAAAACAACAUCAUCAAAACAGAAUUCAAAACAGACUUCUUGGCUCUGGUGGGAGGGCGCAUGAAGGCUGGGCCUCCUCCUAAUAGGAAGCUGGGUGGAACAAUUGAUGUGAUCGGUGGCCAGGCAGGCACAAUUAGGAGAGUAGAAGGAAGACGUCGUGAUAAGCAUGCCUCUGAGGAAAACCCAAUUCAGGUCCUUGGAGACCACGGAAGUAAGCCACAACCCCCACAGCAGCCCCAGCAGCCAUCACAGCCCCAACAGCCACCUCAGCAGCAGCCGUUUGCACCACCAGCAGGCCCACCGCCUCCCCCGCUCGCUGGGCCACCUCCGCCACACUUCCUCCACCCUCCUCCACCAGUUACUUCUGUUCCACCUCCCCUGCAUCCUCCAGGUCUGCCACCACCCGGUCCUAUUCCAGGGUUGUUCCCGCCUCCUCUGGCACCACCACCAGCUCUCCUCAUUCCAACCUUGGAUGGCCAGCCAGCCAGCUACAAUAACAGGCAGCCUCCUCCAUUUGGCUACAACUCUGCAGAUUCAGGUUUCAUCAGCUACCCACCCAUCUCCACGUCCCACACGCCCUGGGUGACGACGGUGGACAAAGGCACAAGCAGUUCCAGCAGCAGCCAUUGGGAGUACUCAGGCUCGAGGCGUGAGAGGGAGCGGGAGCGGGAAAGGGAAAGGGAAAGGGAGAGAGACAGAGACCGCACUCCGACCACUAGUGAAUACAACAAUGAUGAUGAACGAUACCGCUACUACAGCCGAGAGCGCAGCUACGACUUUGAGCGCGACUACCGCCGGAGUCGAGAUCGCAGCAGGGAGCGAGAGGAUCGACACCGAGAGCGCAGGCACAGAGACAAAGAGGAGAGCAGCAAGCAUAAGUCUUCAAGACGCAAGCAACAUGAGAGCGAGGAGGGGGAGAGUCAUCGGCGUCACAAGCACAAAAAGAACAAGCGUAGCAAAGAGGAGAAGGAGGCCAGUGAAGAUGGUGCCCAGGAGGGAGAGGAGCAGGAUGCCAAGGAGUAACCCAGGCCCACCGUCAGCUGUCAGGAGGAACUUACUCCUUUUGAACCAGCGUGGCAUUGGUGAUGCUUUGUUUUGGGGGGUUGAUUAUUUUUU